This is a messenger RNA of Musa acuminata AAA Group (dessert banana), 4414 nucleotides long. RefSeq lists its product as uncharacterized. The transcript has 5 exons. Lineage: Eukaryota; Viridiplantae; Streptophyta; Magnoliopsida; Zingiberales; Musaceae. Bases 897 to 3755 code for a protein of 952 amino acids. The record is from RefSeq and is a predicted model, not a curated record.
AAGUAAAACCUUAUUUCCAUAUCUGAACAUAGAUUUUUCACACCAUUCAUAUUAUUGCAUGCGAUUCCCAUAUCCCAACAUAGAUCUUUUGCGUGUAAUUUUCCGAAUCCAAAUACGUAUCACUCACAUCGCCAAGUAGCCGCCACAGCCUUAUGCGUGUAUUCUAUUUUUGCCCGACACAGUGGCAUACCCACAAGCGUACCACACGAGGCACGUACCCACACGCCACACCCAACCACCGCCACGCCGCCGUUUACUCGAUCGCCCUCCUCCCCAAACGUUGCGUUCCCAAUCACGAAGCUCUUCUCUCGAUUUGAUCUCUCUCCCCUGGCGUCUCGCUUCGACAACGAUUCGUAGAGUCUGGUAUUUGCUCUCGAAUUGGUCCGGAGAAGAGGAACCAUGGAGGACGCGAUCUGCGGGCAUUGCUAGAGAUUUCUCCUCCUCCUCCUCCUCUUUGUAUGGGAGAAGGGAAGGGAAGAAGACAUGGAGGUGGAUUGGUUUCGGACGCAGCAGGGUUCAGGAGUCCGGCGAGGCCGGCGGAGGAAGAGGGCGUAUCGGGUCGGCGGUGGCAUGUUGCGGACACCCGGUGCGUCUUGGAUUUGUUCCGUCCCCUUCCCGGUGGUUUGGAUUUACGUGCUUCGAGUAUUUAUGUCUCUUUUCGUCGGUUUCUUUUCUUGGCUAUGCGUGUGGCUGCGUGGCUUUCGUAAGUUGUGGACAGAACGAUCGAGUCUUUGACGAUGACGAUUACUUGUGGCUUUCUUUCAAUUUGUGGUCGUGCUUUGAUCCUGUCAUAUGAGAAAUAUGAAUAAAAAGGCAAUUUUGGGAGGGCCGCUUUUUUAGUGGAGCGUCGGAGCAAUUUCGCUGUCGGAGAAAGAUUUGAUUCUUCUUAAUUCACGAUGAUUGAUUUCAAUAGCAGGAGUUUGUCAGAGUACUUAUGCGAAAUCUCUGCAGGUGCAGGAUGCGGUUAUCUAAAGGGCCAAAGGAAUGAUUUUGGCGUAGAAUAUGGUUCUGAUUGCAGCAGUAGCUUUCGAAAAGAAGAAAGUUCUUCAGGCCAAGGCUCAUAUAAUACCAGUGUAAAACCAAGAGAGAGACCCAUGGAUAAAGAGAUACCAAAAGAAGCAGAAAUAAGGUGGUCGUCGCCUAGUGUAAUUGCAAAAUUAAUGGGUCUUGACGAACAGCCACCUGUACAAGUAGCCCAUAAACGAAAGAAGACAAUAAAUGGUUAUUUUCAAGAUAUACCAUCUACAGGCUUGCAAGAGAAGUACCUAACCAGGGAGGAAUGUUUGCCUUGGAUGAGCAUGGCUGAGCACCAAGAAUUUAAGGAUGUCUAUGAAGUCAUUCAAAGACUGAAAGUUGAGAGGGACAGGACAAAAACAGAUAGCAGUGCAUUGCCAAGUUUUAAACAACGCAAGCUUAAUGCAAGCAAACAAUGGAAAAGUGAUGUAAGCUUUCUUGGCCAAAAUUUAUUGGAUGCAGUGCAUCUUCCAAGUGAUGAAUCACUUCGAAUUUCUGAAAAAUUUACCAGUGAGUUGGGGAACCAAGACUGCACUGAGCAUAAUUUUCUAAAUGUCUUCCAGGAACCCGAUUUCUUGUUCAGAAAGUAUUUCCAUGAUUCAAAGCGGCUUGCACCCUCUCAUUUAACAAGCAAGAAAACAAUUUUCAAAUCAUCAAAUGGUGCUAAGACAGAAAGUGGUGAAGUAUAUCGUUCAUUGAAGAAGAAGACGGACAGGUUUGUUCAUAUGCAAAAUGGUGUCUUUAGCUCUUUUCGGAUACCCAUUGCUGGUAAGGCUAGUCGAUUUCUCAAGGUUCAGAAUGAUUCUCUUUCACAUAAGUUAGCACGGUUUGCCAGCAACAAUUACCAGUGUAUCCAUCCUAAUCAUAUUGUUCUUUUGAAGCAUAACAUUGAUAAAUCCCGUGGAAGUGUUCAUUUAAGAACCCCUGAGAAUUUUAAGUUUUCUCACAGAAGACCAUCCGCUCAAACUGGGAUUCGAGAGGCCAACAUUGGAAGAAGGGAUUGGCUGAACUUUUCCCAUAACUCGGAAGCUUUUCAUUGCAAGAAUAAAGGUUCCAGAGAACUAGAUAGAGAGAUUACAGAACUGAGAGAGUCUGUAAGCAGCAGUAAGAUGAGCAUACCAGUUGUGGAGUAUAACAGAUUCUCCAGGGAAGACAGCUCUUGCAAUAUCUCUGACAUGAAGAGUUUCUGCAGCCCUGAAGGAUCAUCCAACCAUUUUAAUAACUGGAAUAGCAUAUGUUUUGCCUUAGCUCCUUCAACUGAAUUUAUAAGAAGUGAAGCUAGAAAAAACUUCUCUGGGAACUGGAAGAUGGCUGGUAACUCUAAGGAGACAGUAGACUGUGGUAAAUGCUCAAGUGUUUUGGCUGAAAUGCUUGCUUUAUCUGAUGUGGUAGGACAAAAUUCAGUGUCCAGUUCAUCGAAGGUUCAUAAUGUUUCAGUUGAGAAAUCAACUAGACCUGAUAUGCGAGCAUCAGGGGGUUCUCCUUUGAGUAUUAGCAAUAGUGACAGUUGGGAAGAUGGAUUCUUAACAAAUCUACCAAACCCUGCAUCUGUUCCCGCUUCAUCAACAACUUAUGGAAGUCAAAAUCUAAGUAGCAUGAAUCGAUUUUGUGAUGAACAUUUUUGUACACCUAAUGAUGUGCUGAAAUUGAGACCUAAAAAAUCCGAUCAGAGAGGAAGUUCUUCACUCGUUGGUUUUAAAAGCAGUAAUAACCAGCUUUACUCUAAUUUGAGCGGGAAGGAAAACAACCUGUCUUCACAGGAAAUUCACUUGAACCAAGACAGGACAAGGAAAGGUGUGCUUGCAAAAAUGGCUGGUGAAGGAAAUUUUAAACCUCUUUCUAUUCCCAAUUAUAUGGAUGUGGAUAUGAUGAUGAUAAAUAAUGAGGAGCUACCUCAGUUGUCAAUGGCCAGUAUAGCUGUAAAGGAUCCUAAAGUGUCCAACAGUAAUCUGCUGAAGGAAACAUCAUUCAGUCAUCUUCAGGUAGAUCGUGAACGGCUCACUUCUGUAAGAAUUACAAAGGCUUUGCAACCAUGUGCUGUUUCUGAACUCGAGCUUCCAUUGAGAGUAAAUGGUUCAGGAUGUUCUGAAAGCCUAACUGGAGAUCUUGAGCUCCAUUCAAAAAUUUUAACCUCCAAGCUAGGAGAUCAAUGUGCUGAGGCAUCAGAAGUUCUUACUUCAAGUAAUGACGAUGACAGAGAAGUGUGUGAAUUCUUUCAACAGGCUGGUCAUCUAGAAGAGGAAUUUAUGGAUGAAGAGGAGAGGGAGUACACCUACCUACUCGACAUACUUAUCUUUUCUGGUGUUCACAGUGCCAAGCAAGACAGUCUUCGUUAUGCAUGUUACUUACCAGAAUAUCCAGUGAACCCAAACUUAUUUGAAAAGCUCGAAAAGAAGUACGGUAAGCUGGUUGCAUGGUCACGGUCGGAAAGGAAGUUGAUGUUUGAUCUGUCAAACUCAAUCGUGGCUGAGAUCCUUGCUCCAUGUAUGGAUCUGCAUCCAUGGGUUAAUUCUACAGGAAGGAUCGGACCCAUGUGGGGUUCUGAGGGGCUUGUUGAGAAAACUUGGCAGAUGUUGGUGAAAAAACGUAUCGAGCUUGGUGCAGGUAACGCAGAAAAGAAAGUUCUGGAUACAAAAUGGUUUAAUUUAGGAGGCAACAUCGAUGAGAUAGGAAGGGAGAUUGAGAGGACUCUGAAGGAGGAACUCUUGGAAGAACUUGUUGAAGAGUUCAUCAUAGGUUAGGCUCCUCUGGCUGGAGGAAGCAUGUGCUUCUGUGAGGCUAUGCUUCAGCUUAACAUGUCAAUCGCCACCAAGCUUCAGCUGAUUUUUGAACCAUCGGCAAGUGCGACGGUUACUCCUAAGAGAUCAACAAUAAGAACCGAGGCAUUUAUAACUAGAGGGCUUUCAACAAUAUGCAGUAAGAACUCCAAUGACAAUGGUCUUUGAUUGGAUUGCCACAAAAUUUCGAUAUUAUGUCGGUGGUGAGUAAUGAGUAAUUUUGCUGGUCAUUUACUCAGUUGGUGAAAUCACAUUAAACUGGUCCAAAUCAUCAAAAGGCUGUGCCGAUGGUCAAGUAGACAUUCUUGUGGUCUUGGCUUUGAGUUUGUGCAUCUCAUACCAGAGCAAAGAAAUACAGAUAGGAACACUAGGAGUUUUGCAAUAUUUUAGCAGGAUAAUGAGGGUGAGUCAUUUGUUAGGUGGAAGUCAGCUACCCUGAGGCAAUAAAGUUUUUUUUGUUUUGUUUGAUUGUUUGGCUUGCAGCUCAGAAAUUAUUUCCUUUUUUCGGGGGGAUAUAGAACACGUUUGAAGGGUGUAUUUUUGUUUGUGGGGUAAUUUUGUCUGUGACUAUAUUGUUUUUGCACAAUACAAUAAAGGAUUUAGCAGUCAAUUUCCAGGAUUCA